GCUGGGCAUGGGGUGGUUUGAGGGGGGUGUUGGAAAGGCGUACCCCAUUAGACUGCUGGGUCAGCGCUGACUGAGUAGUCUAACGGGGUAAGCCUUUCUAACAAUAGUUACACUCUCGGCUCGUAGCCGCCCGGCUGGUCACUCGGAAUUUAGAAGUAGAGAUCUCUGGAGACGGACCCCUCGCCAGGCGUUGCAGGAAAAGAACUAUAAGGGUGCUUGUCAAAGUGACCAUCUUGUUAGUACAGGCUUACCCCAUUAGACUACUAAGUCAGCGCUGACUGAGUAGUCUAAUGGGGGGUGGUGGGGGGAUGCAGCGGGAGGUGGAAGUCUUUCGUUGGGAGCAGCCAGACGGUGCAGACGCAGUUUUGUUGAACUUGAAGGAGAAGGGGCCCACGGAGCAGGAUGAUGUAACGAAGAAGCUCGGGCAAGCCGCGAGUAUUUUGUCUGAUCGCUUUUCACCGACAGUCGCCGUAGCCCUCGUGGACCAAUUUCUGACGAUGGUCAAUAUGCAAGCAGGCGGGGUAGGAACUACAACGACGGGAGGGCGGGGGGCGGCUCUCUUCAUGGCCAACCCUGGGACUCUUCGCCUGCCCGCUAGGACAAGUAAUAGAGGCGACCUGGCGCUGCAGAAAGAGGGUAGCAAGAGAGCCGCGACUUCUGAGUCCCAACUCUAAUUUCGGUGUUGCAUACUCGGGGUACGUGAGUAGCGGUACGCGGCCCUAGGUUAACGACGUCACCGGGGCAUAUGCCUGAACGAUGUUUUGUCCCCCCCCGGCGGCAGGUCAAGGCUCGGUGUGUUGAUUAUUUUUCGCUUCCGCGUUUUUGCGCCGAUCGCCGUCUGUGAUGUUGUCGUUUUGGUGUUUGUAUGUCUAUUUGGUUGUUGCGGUGUAGCGUUCGAUGGGACCAUCUGGUUCCUGUCCUGUUUUUAUUUCUUUUGUUCCAUUUCCUUUUCUUUUCUUUCUUUCUUCGUCCGCCCCCUUUUUUGCCGUGUUGGGGUCAUCUCCAGGUCCUUUCUUUUUUUGGUGCGGGUCAGUCUAUCAUCAAAUCGCUCUUGUAUGUUGUUUUUUCUGUUUUUUCUGUUUUUUUUUUCUGCGUCUACCUGUGCUUGUCGACCUGUGUGCUCUGCGAAGAAAACCGUGUGAGCCGCGUCUCGAGUUUGUUGAGCGGGCCUGCGGUGUGCGAACUAAACGAUGCCUA
Molecule: messenger RNA, 1197 nt
Organism: Ectocarpus sp. CCAP 1310/34
Lineage: Eukaryota; Phaeophyceae; Ectocarpales; Ectocarpaceae
Source: the annotation of a GenBank genome assembly